Molecule: messenger RNA, 1758 nt
Organism: Pseudomyrmex gracilis
Lineage: Eukaryota; Metazoa; Arthropoda; Insecta; Hymenoptera; Formicidae
Gene: Mtpbeta
Product: trifunctional enzyme subunit beta, mitochondrial
Exons: 8
Coding region: 103-1560 (485 amino acids)
Biological process (GO): fatty acid beta-oxidation
Molecular function (GO): acyltransferase activity, transferring groups other than amino-acyl groups
Source: RefSeq, a predicted model, not a curated record
UUGGUUGAUUCGUCAAAUAACGAACGAUUAAUCGCUUCGAGAGGAUUCAACAGGUUGAAAACGCUAUAUAAAAAACCACGUCUGUCUAGUUUUAUAUGUUUGAUGGUGUUGAGUCUAGUAAGACUGAAUUGUCAAUUUGUCCUCAAAAUGUUGCCUCUUCUAAGGAAUAGCCUGACAGUGAGACAUGGAGUUUUUAAUCACGGGGAAACUAUUGCUGCCUGUUACUCUGGUGUUUCUGUAAAUAAGAAUUAUACCACAAAAAGCAGCAAUGUUCCUAAGAACAUUGUAUUCGUCGAUGGUGUGCGCACUCCAUUUUUGCAGUCUGGAACAACCUACAAAAAUCUUUUGGCUUAUGACCUUGCAAGACAAUCUUUGGUGAGUUUGCAAAAGAAAGUCGGAUUUUCUAAGGACAUAAUAGAUUACAUUGUAUAUGGAACAGUGAUGCAGGAAGUACGAACUUCCAAUAUCGGAAGGGAGGCUGCUCUGGCCGCAGGAUAUAGCGACCAUACUCCUGCUCAUACGGUGACAAUGGCUUGCAUUAGCAGCAAUCAGGCUAUCACUACCGGCAUGGGUCUAAUUGCUUGCGGUGUUUAUGACGCUAUUCUGGCGGGCGGAGUUGAAUUCAUGUCCGACAUUCCGAUCCGGCAUAGUCGGCGCAUGAGAUCUUUGAUGUUGCAAGCUAAUAAGGCAAAAACAUUAGGAAACAAGUUGGCUCUCUUGGCUAGCAUCAGACCGGGACACCUCGUACCAGAUUUACCAGCUGUAGCGGAAUUUUCAACUGGCGAAACCAUGGGACACAGUGGAGAUCGUUUGGCGGCGGCGUUCGGCGUGACGCGCAAGGAACAGGACGAUUACGCGUUACGCUCUCACACUUUGGCCGCGCAAGCUCAACAACAAGGAAAUCUGUCAGAUGUGAUGCCUUAUAAAGUACCGGGCGUCAAUCAGGUUGUGAACAAAGACAACGGUAUUCGAGUGUCCACGGAGGAGCAAUUAGCAAAAUUAAAACCCGCGUUUGUUAAGCCUUACGGUACGGUGACCGCGGCUAACGCGUCUUUCUUGACCGACGGCGCGUCUGCAGCGUUGAUAAUGAGCGAGGAAAAGGCUCUUCAACUUGGCCUGAAACCCAAGGCGUAUCUGCGUAAUUUCAUUUACGUGUCUCAAGAUCCGGUCGAUCAGCUGCUUCUGGGACCAACGUACGCCAUACCGAAGGUUUUGGACAAGGCGAAAUUGACUUUGAACGAUAUAGGAGUAUGGGAAGUACACGAGGCUUUUGCUGGACAGAUUUGUGCCAAUCUGAAAGCCAUGGAUUCCGAUUUGUUCUCGCAAAAGUACUUGAAAAGAAGCUCGAAAGUCGGAUUACCAGAUCUGAAGAAAUGGAACGCCUGGGGUGGAUCCUUAUCGAUUGGCCAUCCGUUCGCCGCUACCGGAGUACGAUUGGCGACUCAUACCGCUAAUCGACUUAUUAAAGAGGAUCAACAAUUCGGUCUUAUCGCGGCCUGUGCUGCUGGUGGACAGGGAGUCGGCAUGAUCAUGGAAAGAUAUCCCGGCGCCACAGUUUGAUUCUCACGUUUAAAACAAUGCAAUAGAAGAAAUUUGUGUAUCUGAUAAAAAUAUAUUAAGAUAUUUUUCUACUUGAGAAAAACAAAAAAAAAAAAAAAAGGAACAGGAAUUGUUAUCAGCUUUUGUAAGAAAGUAUUUUAUAUUGUUUAUUAUAUAUUGUAUUAAACGAUAAAAAACGUUGCAGUACUGUGAAGUGUA